Molecule: messenger RNA, 747 nt
Organism: Aspergillus campestris IBT 28561
Lineage: Eukaryota; Fungi; Ascomycota; Eurotiomycetes; Eurotiales; Aspergillaceae
Exons: 2
Coding region: 1-747 (248 amino acids)
Source: RefSeq, a predicted model, not a curated record
AUGGAAACCACAAAAGCCCACCACACCUCCGUACCAUCCUCGAACCCACCCAGCGUGGAAGUCGCCUACAAGCGCAAAUGCAUCGCCCUCAAAAAACGCCUCAGCGAGAUCGAGGCCGAAAAUGAGAUGAUGAGCGUCCGCAACCGCCGCGGCUGGCAGUACAUCCAGAAGAUGCGCCUCGAGUCGUGCAUCCUGCUUGAGCACCUCGCCAAGGUCACCGGCAUGGCUGAGGAAGCUCAGGCCGGCGGCGUUAGCUCCGAGUUGCGUGCCCGCGCCGCGGGAUUGAUGUCGUCUGCUGCUGGGGCGAAUGGCAUCGCUGAGGAGAAGAUGAAGAAUGGGGAGUCUGCGGCGGGGUAUUAUGAGGAUGAGACGGAGGGGAGCUCGGAUGAGCAGCCUCCUACUCCCCAAGAACGUCCCCUCCGCGUCAAACGCUCCCGUAAGUCCAACGUGCCCAACGAACUCGGCGACGACGACGCCGCCUCCGCCACCAACGCCGUUGAACCCUCCGCCGUAGUCGGGUCCUCGACCCUCCCGCGCCUGGCCCCGGCCCCCUCACAGGACGACAUGACCUCGUCCUUCCGCGUCCAGUCCGGCAGCAACGGCGACAAGGAGAGCAAUCACAACGAGGGUAGUGACCGCGGCAGCCAACAACCACCGGAGGGAUCAAGGGUUCCGGAACCUGAGGACGAUGAGGGUGCCACGACGCCAAUGGAUAUGGAUAUGAAGGAGCCGAAGGAGGAGAGUUGA